Ectocarpus siliculosus is the source of this 774-nucleotide messenger RNA. Lineage: Eukaryota; Phaeophyceae; Ectocarpales; Ectocarpaceae. The record is from the annotation of a GenBank genome assembly.
AUGGACGAGCUAACGAUGCGAGCGACAACACAUCGGGAUCGAGAGCAUCGGCGGCAGCCGGGGGGCUUCCCAACUUGUCGUUGCUCGACAGGGAGAGGGAGGAGGAGGAGGAGGUUGCCCACAGCAGCAGCAGCAGCAGCAACAUCAGUGUCGUUGUUUCUGUCAGCGCUGUUGCUGGACGCGGCGGUUGCGGCAGGGGAUUGGUGGAAACCGGGGCCUGGCGUGAGCUGGCAGAUGCAGCUGGCGGGCGAGAUCGACCUCUCGGUAGACGUUGAUAUGUACAACAUCGACCUUUUUGACGCUGCGACCAGCGAAAUAGAGGAGCUUCGGGAUAGGGACGUCGUUGUUAUCUGCUCGUUUUCGGCGGGAACUUUCGAGGAGGGUAGGCUCGAUUCAGACGAUUUCGAGUCGGACUGGUUGGGGGGCGGGGUGGAGGACGGGUUCGAAGGCGAGAGAUGGCUCAACAUCACGGCUGAGGGAGUGCUUACGGUGAUGACAGCAAGGCUGGACUUGGCUACGAACAAGAGCUGCCAGGGGGUGGAGCCCAGCAACGUUCAGGUGUACUUGAAUGAAAACUCUGGCUUUAACAUCACCGCAAGCGAUCAGCUGACGUACAACACGUGGCUGGCGGGGCAGGCGCAUGAUCGAAAUUUGUCGGUCGGGCUCCGGAACGAUUGGCUGCAGCUGGACGACCUGGAGCCGUCCUUCGACUGGGCCUUGAGUGAAGACUGUCUUUUCCAGGGGGAGUGCGGGCUUUUCUCGGUGAAGUUUUAA